AUGAAGAAGACUCAAAAAGCGUUGUAUAGUACUUACUAUAAGGAUGCUACAGAGAUAGAUUAUCCACCCAGAAUUUGUGAAGGUCCUGGUGAAGAAGCUGCUGAUAAUCAGUCUAGUGGGAAGAAGCAAGAGAAUUCCAGGACAAAGGCAAAUGCGGGACAUUGUUCCAUGAUGGAAAUCAAUGUUGGAGACUUUCUAGUCUUCAAUUUUGUUGGUGAUAGAACCUUUGAUGUGGUGAUAUAUGAGCCAAGUGGCUGUGUUAAGGACAAAGUAGCCUCUAACCCUAACAGGAACCCUACUAGCUCCCGACAAACCAGUGUUAGUAUUGCAAGAAACCAAGAAAAGCCCACCAAAAAACAUGAUCAAGCUGGAUCAUCUCAUUUGUCUGUGAAAAGUUCUGAAUCUCCUGAUAAUGAUGGAAGAAUCGAUGCGAAUGCUGAAGAGAUUGGCGGAAUUGGUGAGAGAGAAAGAGUGGCUGAAGCAAUUCGUUCUGUCACACCAAAUCAUCCUAUUUUUGUACAAGUUUUGAAGGACUAUCAAAAGUACAGCAUGUUUGUACCAAGGGAUAUUGUUAGAGAAACAGGAUUGGCCAAGAAGAAAGUUGUGGUGAUUAAGGCCCAACGGGAAGGAAAUGGGAAGUAG
Molecule: messenger RNA, 642 nt
Organism: Dovyalis caffra
Lineage: Eukaryota; Viridiplantae; Streptophyta; Magnoliopsida; Malpighiales; Salicaceae
Source: the annotation of a GenBank genome assembly